This is a messenger RNA of Cercocebus atys (sooty mangabey), 876 nucleotides long. RefSeq names its product coiled-coil domain containing 12 (gene CCDC12). Lineage: Eukaryota; Metazoa; Chordata; Mammalia; Primates; Cercopithecidae. Gene Ontology annotation, cellular component: U2-type spliceosomal complex; post-mRNA release spliceosomal complex. The transcript has 7 exons. The record is from RefSeq and is a predicted model, not a curated record.
GCCUGCGCGAUGCAAGACGCGAGAAAGGGAGGGGCGUCGGCGGGCAAGAUGGAGGCGACUACGGCCGGUGUGGGCCGGCUAGAGGAAGAGGCGUUGCGGCGAAAGGAACGGCUGAAGGCCCUACGGGAGAAAACCGGCCGCAAGGACAAGGAAGAUGGGGAGCCAAAUUUUUUUUAUCUCAGAGAAGAGGAGGAAGAAGGCGAGAAGCACAGGGAACUUAGGCUGCGCAACUAUGUCCCGGAGGAUGAGGAUUUUUUUUAGAGGAGGGUGCCCCAGGCCAAACCGGUUGCAGUGGAGGAGAAGGUGAAGGAGCAGCUGGAGGCCGCCAAGCCUGAGCCCGUCAUCGAGGAGGUGGACCUGGCCAACCUCGCUCCUCGGAAGCCUGACUGGGACCUCAAGAGAGAUGUGGCCAAGAAGCUGGAGAAACUAAAAAAGCGGACUCAGAGGGCCAUUGCCGAGCUGAUCCGUGAAAGGCUGAAAGGCCAGGAUGACAGCCUAGCCUCUGCAGUGGAUGCUGCCACCGAACAAAAGGCCUGUGACUCUGACUGAGGCGUGCGCUGCCCCACCACUCGCCCAUCAGGCCUGUCCUGCAGGGGAUGGUCUUGGGCAGGGAUGGGGGCUCGGCUUGCCGUCACCUCCAGUUUGGCUUCUGAGCAGAGACUCCCUGCCCGUCACGUCUGAAACCCCUAUCGGUGAGGUCAGCUCCGUGUCUCCUGGGUGGCCCCUGCCAUUCUGAAUGGAGGCAGAACCAGCAACAACUCUGGGCAUGCCUGUGUCUGCCCAUGUGAAUGUAAAUAUGUUUGUAUAUAUGUAUAUAUUUUGAACUUGAAAAAAAAAAAUCUGGAAAUAGAGACAAGUAAACCUCUGUCUGUGGCA